AUGGCCCCACCAACCUUCGCUGAUCUUGGAAAGUCCGCCAAGGACCUCUUCAACAAGGGAUACAGUGAGUUUUAAAUCGUAUUUUUUCCUGACAAUUUCAAUUUUUUUACAGACUUUGGAUUCCUCAAGGUCGACUCCACCACCAAGGCUGGAGAUAACAAGGAGGUUGAGUUCAAGACGGCCGCCGUCCACAACAUUGGAUCCGGAAAGCUCGGAGGAAACCUCGACGUCAAGUACAAGGUCCCACAAUACGGUAAGGAAUUUGACUCAUGAGUCGAUCAUCAGUUUUUGAUUCUUAUCGCUCACCCAACAAACGUGGGGCAGCCUCUUGUCGGGUGAUGCAAUUGUGUUUCCCUGCUAGCCACGUGCCGUCACUCGCGGCCGCUGAUCUCAAAUAAGACAUGAUGAUAUAGUGCAAGGGAGGAAAAGUUAACUAACUGAUGCAAUUUCAGGAAUCACCUUGACCGAGAAAUGGAACAGUGAGAACCAACUCGGAACUGUUGUUGAGAUCAACGAGCAGUUCGGACGAGGAGUCAAGGUCACCCUCGACUCGCUCUACGCCCCACACGCCGGGAAGAGAAGCGGAAAAGUGAAGCUCGACUGGACUCUCCCGACCGCCAGAGUGAGUAGUCUACUACACAUUGCGGGCGAAAAGUAUGGCAGUGCUCGUUUCAAACUUGAUUGGAAACUAGAUUCAACUAGGGUUUGCUUUUAUUAAUAACACCGUGAUUGUCGCACGGAAUGGUUUUUCGACUGAGAUUCCAAAUUUCUCAAUGAGGUUGUAAAUGCUUUUAGAUCACCGCUGAUGUCGGAGUCACCUCCACUCCAGUGAUCAACGCCGCCGGAGUUUUCGCCCGCGACGGAUGGCUCAUCGGAGCUGCCGCCACCUUCGAUUCCGGAUCGAACAAGCUGGCCUCUACCUCCCUGGCCUUCGGACACUCCACCCCACAGUACACCCUCCACUCGUUCGUUGUCAACUCCAGCGACUUCGGAGCUUCUCUCUACCACAAGGUCGCUUCCAACGUUGAAAUCGGAACUCAACUCGGAUGGAAGGUAAAAAUGCAGUGUUUGUGAGCGAAUCAAAAAUGUGUUGUUUAGGUUGGAGGAAACGGAGCUGACUACGCUCUGGCCACCAAGUACUCGCCAAGCCGCGAUCUCGCCGUCCGCGCCAAGGUCAACAGCUCGUCUCAGGUCGCCGUCGCUGCCACCCAUUCGCUGUCGCCAGCUCUCAAGCUCACUCUUUCCACUCAAUUCAACCUCGCCACCCAGGACGCCCACAAGUUCGGACUUGGACUCGAGUUCGACCCAUCCAACUAG
Molecule: messenger RNA, 1317 nt
Organism: Caenorhabditis sp. 36 PRJEB53466
Lineage: Eukaryota; Metazoa; Nematoda; Chromadorea; Rhabditida; Rhabditidae
Source: the annotation of a GenBank genome assembly